AUGGAGGUAUUAGGUAUGGCAGGAGGAAAAUUCGAAAUGAAUAUACCAGGGGAGACACGUGGAGGUAUGGGAGGAGGAGGGGAGGCUGCUCUAGGAGCUGUGAUGGGGGAGCUACUGAGGGCCGUACUGCGUGCAAAGGAUAGGGUUGUGCGAUUCAAACCCAUGCUCCAAGAGCUCCAAUCCACACUGGAGUCCAUCAUCCCAAAGAUAUCAGAAAUUGACAGAUUAAAUCAACAGUUGGAUGAUUCUCAAAAGGGGGAUAUAAUUAAGCUGAGGGUGGCGUUGGAGAAAGCCCAGAUACUCGUGGAGAAGUGUGAACGUCGCUUGCUCGAACUGCUGGAAAAAGAAUCGUUACGCCAAAAGCUUCAGAAAUUGGAUCAUGCGCUUCUCAGAUUGUGUCAGAUUGAAUUGCAGGUUGAGCAGUUAAGGGAUGCCAGAAUGGUAUUGGUUGAGGUUAGGCAAUUGUAUCAGAAAUUGGAUUCCUUGGACAGGAAAAUGAACUGGAGAGUAAUGACAUGCACGACUAUUUCAGCCACUUAGAUAUUAACAAGAUUCCCCUAGUCCAUACCAUAUAUAACGAAGUGUGCGAUUGUAUUAUUUUAGAUUUUCUGUUGUUGUACUCGUUGGAUUGCUAUUUUGUUCGCUUACAGUAAAAACACAAUCAACUACUUCGAAGUUA
Molecule: messenger RNA, 679 nt
Organism: Vitis vinifera (wine grape)
Lineage: Eukaryota; Viridiplantae; Streptophyta; Magnoliopsida; Vitales; Vitaceae
Biological process (GO): defense response to fungus
Source: RefSeq, a predicted model, not a curated record